GUCUCCUUGUCCGAUCAAUCAUCUUCUUCUUCUUCCUCCCAUCAAAUCUCCAGAAAUAAAUCUCUCUCACUCACUCACACAAUCACACACACACACACAAAUGGCGUCGUCUCCGCUGGUUCAUUCCCCAUCCUUUUCUCUCAAUCGAUCUCCCCCAACUUCUCUCGCCCAACCUUCCUCCACCUUUCUACUUAAGAAGCAAACAAGAUUAAUUGCGCCAAAACGAUUCCCAAUUCGCCCAUUGACUGUCACCCAAUACUCAGUUGCCGAACCUCCUCCUCCUCCGCCGCCGCCAAGUUUUGGUUUUCCCGAAUCCAAGACGGAGCUCACAUCUUCCCUCAAGCUCAAACUAUUGAGUAUUGUUUCUGGGUUAAACAGAGGUCUUGCUGCAACUGAAGAAGAUCUGAAAAAAGCAGAUGUUGCAGCCAAGGAGCUUGAAGAUCAUGGUGGGCUUGUAGAGCUUGAAGAUGAACUCGAUAAACUUCAGGGUCAAUGGAAGUUGAUUUACAGUAGUGCUUUCUCAUCUCGCACACUUGGUGGUAGCCGCCCUGGACCUCCAACUGGAAGAUUACUUCCAAUUACUCUUGGCCAGGUAUUUCAAAGAAUUGAUAUCUUAAGCAAAGAUUUCGACAACAUAGUUGAGCUCGAGCUUGGUGCUCCCUGGCCUCUUCCACCUGUAGAAUUAACUGCUACCCUUGCACACAAGUUUGAAUUAGUUGGAUCAUCUAAGAUUAAGAUCAUAUUUGAGAAGACAACUGUAAAGACAAGUGGUAAUUUAUCUCAAUUACCUCCAUUGGAAGUUCCUCAGUUACCAGAUGGAUUGAGGCCACCAUCUAACAGGGGUAGCGGCGAUUUUGAAGUAACUUACAUCGAUUCUGAUAUUCGAAUCACCAGAGGCGAUAGAGGGGAAUUAAGGGUUUUUGUGAUUUCAUAAACAUGUGAAAAAUUAAAGCAUUUUCAACAAUAUACAAUUUUGU
Impatiens glandulifera is the source of this 977-nucleotide messenger RNA. Its product is annotated as plastid-lipid-associated protein 6, chloroplastic. Lineage: Eukaryota; Viridiplantae; Streptophyta; Magnoliopsida; Ericales; Balsaminaceae. The transcript is spliced from 4 exons. The record is from RefSeq and is a predicted model, not a curated record. Bases 101 to 934 code for a protein of 277 amino acids.